AUGGCGACUUUGAGCCGGCAGCACCGGCAGCAUGAGGUGGCUGGCAAAGAGGAAGGGCAUCUGGCGCAGAUACAGUGGGACCCUGAUCUGGCCUCCUGGCAGGGGAGCAUGGGGAGGCUGGCAGCCCUGGGCCUGGCCAUGCUGGCAUGGAGGGGCUCAGCCCCCCGUCCCCGUGCCGUGCCGUGCCAGGAAGAAGCCACCGCAGAUUCCCUCUUCACCGAGACCCCCCACGACAUGACAGCCCAGGCAGGUGAGGAUGUGGAGAUGGCGUGCUCCUUCCGAGGCAGCGGCUCCCCCUCCUACUCCCUUGAGAUACAGUGGUGGUAUGUCCGCAACCACAAGGACUGGAUGGACAAACAGACGUGGGCUUCCAACCAGCUGAAAGCAUCGCUGCAGGAGGAGCCUGGGAAGGACGCAACAAAAAUAAGCGUGGUGAAGGUGGUCGGCAGCAACAUCUCCCACAAGCUGCGGCUGGGGGGGGGGGAAGCGGGGGGGGCGGGGGGGGUGAUCGACUCCAGCGACGGCAAGGCACGGCACCACAAGGUGAAGGCGUACCUGCGGGUGGAGGCAGCGGGGGGCGUGGGGCACCCCCAGGACACCCAGCUGCGGGACGCCCCGCUGCUGGACCCCGCUGUGCCAGGCUCAGCCCAUGUGCAUCACCACCACCACCACCACAAAGCCGGGAAGGAGCUGAAGAAGCGCUCGGCAGACACCUCCUGCGUGCUGUAG
Messenger RNA from Aptenodytes forsteri (emperor penguin), 729 nucleotides. RefSeq names its product V-set and transmembrane domain containing 2 like (gene VSTM2L). The record is from RefSeq and is a predicted model, not a curated record. The transcript has 5 exons. Lineage: Eukaryota; Metazoa; Chordata; Aves; Sphenisciformes; Spheniscidae. The coding region runs from base 1 to 729 and encodes 242 amino acids.